GUAUAGUAUCAUACCAUGUAUAAGAGGUAUAUAUGUGAAUGCAGGGUUGCGACCGAAUUCAACUGUACAAGGAGGUUUAUCAAGGUAAAAAAUGGUUGGGCAGCUGAAGGUGCUCGAGAGAGAUAUGAAUCGAUGGUGAGCUUACAGAGAAACGUGGCAGAUGGUGAGGAAGGAAUGACUGAGGCUGAGAUUUCGCAAUUAUACUUGGCCGCAGAUCAGGUUACGUGCCUGGACUUUGGUCGGGGAACCAAGCCCCAUCCUCGAUCUAAGAACUGCUGCAGUGAUGCUCAUUCGACUGCUCAGCUGCAAGCAAAACUUGAGGAGCAGCAAGAGAAGUUUGACGCGCAGCAAAAACAGAUCGAUUGGCUACAGAAAAUUGUGGAGAAGUUGAUGGGUGACCAAGCAGAUUUUGGUGAUUAUUCGACUUCUUCAGCCCAUAAAAUAGAGUUAUCUCAUUGCUGCAGAUUGACUAGUCUGCAAGGAGACGCUUGAGGAGCUUCGCGGGACCGACUUUUUCAUCUUUUUGGAGGACACUGGGGUAGACAGGGAGGUCUUGCUUUGUGAGAUGACCCUUACCUAAAUGAUUUAGCUUUGUCAUAUUUUGGGAUUUGGUUGAUAUUUGGGUUACUUUAUGACUUGUGAAUGCUUGAUAGUCCCUAAUGAAACUACAUUUUGUAUUAAAAAUCAUAUUCUAAAUAUUUUGCUAGCAAACUAUUGGAAAGGUUGAUGUGGUAUUGGAUUCAUUUUUUUUUUA
Messenger RNA from Punica granatum (pomegranate), 754 nucleotides. The record is from RefSeq and is a predicted model, not a curated record. NCBI's taxonomy places the organism in Eukaryota, Viridiplantae, Streptophyta, Magnoliopsida, Myrtales, Lythraceae.